CUCGACAGAACACUUAAAAUGGAAGCUUGGUCGAAAAAAGACAACCCUACCCAAAAAACAAAGAAAAACAGCAUAAACUACAUCAACUCGGUUGUAUAUCCAUUUGAUGGAACGAAAGCUAGUAAUGAUAAAGAAGAAGAUAAUGGUAAUAAACAACGGAAAAGGUGUCUAGAAGAUCUAGAAAAUUUCUCACAGAAUACUACGCUGCAUGGACUUAGCUUUAUUACAAGUAAAGACUCCUCAACCGCCAGAAGGCUUGCAUGGGCGGUGAUCGUUACAGGCAUGAUGGUAACUUUUAUCUACGUUGGAAUAAUUAAUAACGUAUUGCGAUAUUUGAACCGUCCGAUUAAUACUAUAGUAUCAAUGAACUAUGUCGAUGAUAUGGACUUUCCUGCUGUCACGAUCUGUAAUUAUAAUCAAUGGAGAGCAUCGAUGGUAGAUCCUGAGCUUACAUAUAUUAUCUACUUGUUGUCUUCUUCAAAUACCAACUAUCCAAAUGAGACGACGCUGGAAUAUCUUAAAGCUAAAGAAGAUGAAAUCGACGAGAAAAUAGAUAUCUUCAACAUGACUCACCAAAUUGAAGAUAUGCUGUUCGAAUGCAAAUGGAAACAUAUUGAGACCUGUACAGUGAAUGAUUUUACGCGCGUACUUACAGAAUGGGGCGUGUGCUACACAUUCAACAACCCACAAAACCUUAGCGAAGUACGCAGAGUUAAACAGCCUGGUAGUAAUUUUGGACUAUCUAUGCGACUUUCUAUCGAGCAAAAUGAAUACAUUCUCGGUGAUAAUACUGGAGCCGGACUAAGGAUUUUGGUUCACCAACAAGGUCAGCUACCACUAGUAAAAUCUCUCGGAUUUUCCGUCUCGCCAGGUUUCGAAUCACACGUUGGAAUGAGAAAUACAAAGGUGGAGAAUCUCGAGCACCCAUACAAAUCAAAUUGUAGAAAACAGCCUUUGAAAUACGCACAAUAUUACUCUGUGCAGGCCUGCAACUAUGAGUGUUACGUUGAUUACGUUAUUGAAAAAUGCGGAUGUCGAGAUUACCGAAUGCCUGGGGACGUGCGAAGAUGUAGCCCAUACGAAUCAAUAACUUGUAUUAAUAACGCUUCAAAGGAUUUUAUUCACGAGGAUUGGCAGUGUGACUGUCCAACAGCAUGCACAGCUAACAUGUAUGAUAUAAGGGUUUCGUCAACGUACUGGCCAUCGACAUACGUUACAAAUCUAUAUCUAACGCCAAUGGGAAUAUCGGAGUCUGAGGCAAG
This is a messenger RNA of Anneissia japonica, 1262 nucleotides long. RefSeq names its product acid-sensing ion channel 4-A-like. Gene Ontology annotation, cellular component: membrane. The annotation marks the transcript as partial. Gene Ontology annotation, molecular function: ligand-gated sodium channel activity. Gene Ontology annotation, biological process: sodium ion transmembrane transport. Lineage: Eukaryota; Metazoa; Echinodermata; Crinoidea; Comatulida; Comatulidae. The transcript is spliced from 6 exons. The record is from RefSeq and is a predicted model, not a curated record.